AUGGCGGAGGGGUGGUUGGCCAAGUGCGCAUUCCUGGAGGUGGACGGCAGGGAGGACUCCGCGCACGCAGUGGAGCGGGGAGAUGCGGGGACGAGCGGGGCGGAGGAAGAGGCGGAGGCGAAGCUAGCGCGGAGGAACACGGUGGAGGUGGUGGCGGCCCUCGGGCUCGUCGCGCAUCUGUCUGGCGGCAAGGCGCGCCACUCCCCGGCGGCAUGGCAGCGCAAGCUGGAGCAGCUGCUGCCGCCGCACGCGUUCGCUCUGCGCGGUCGAGUGGCGGUGGUGGUGGUGGUGCCAACGCGCGAGCAGCAGCUCGCAGCGGAGAGGGCGUGGCGCAGGCUGCAGCGGCAGCAGGGCGCGCAGGGGGGGGACGCAGCGGGCGGGGGGGGCGCGGUGGAGGUGCACGUGGUGGUGGCGGGUCUGUCGCGCCUUCCCCGUGGGCUGCCUCCGUGCACCUUGGCGCUCGUCACAGCCGUGUGUGCGCCGCCCUCUGCUGCACCCACUGCCUCGGUGUCCUCUCUCUGGCCGCCCUCCAGGAUCCACGCUCUCCUUUCCGCCCCAGCGCCACUCAUCCUCAUCUUGGGCCACCACCCCACUCUCUCAGCCGGCAGCGACACGUGGCGCCAGGUCAUUGGCCUGUUAAAGGCCCAGGGCAGGUUCAUGGAUUUGGAGGAGGGUGGGGGAGCGGUGGCGAGGGCGAUAGCAGCGAGGCGGGCGGCAGUGGAGGAGAUGCGGUGCAUGGUGCAGGGCGCUCGAGCAGCAGCUGCUGGGGCCAGCAUGGGGGCUGCCUCACCACACGCCACGGGCUGGCAUGACCUGCCAUGGACGGUGGCACCAUGUUCUCCUAGCCUUUCCCCUCCUUCUCUCUGCCGGCAGGGCCUGUUCUCGCCGUCGUUCGGGGAGGCCUUGCAGCGAGCCGAGUCAGUGGAGGUGGUGCUGUGCCUCUGGCGCAUCCUGCAGGGCCGCCACGGUGGGCGAGACGGCAAGCCCGCCGCCAGCUGGCUACCGGCAGGGCCGGAGUGGGCGGAGGAUGAGGUGCCUCGGCGGGCGUUGAACGAUAUCGUGCAUGUGGACGUGGUCGGCGAUUAUUGUCUCAUCUGGUUACUCGCCCUGCACGAGACGUCCAUCACUCACGCGUCCUGCUGCACGUGCAUCAAGCAGGUGGUGCGGCUGUGGGCGUUGGAGGCAGAGGGGCGAGUGCAACAGACCGUGCAGCGCAUACACCGCCACCUGUGCUGCUACUCGCCCGCCUACCUGCACUACUGCGCGCAGCACCAGUACUGCCCCUCCUCGCCCCGCCUGCGCAUGCCGGCCCUCCUGCCUCACCACCGCAACAUGCAGUGGUGGCGCACACCCUCCGCGGACGUCAGCGACACAUCAGCGGGUGUCAGCAGCAGCGCCACAUCAGCGGACGUGGUGACGCCGCCCAAGUUCAUCGCACUGCAGCCCGCCGUGGCACUCACGCUGCUGGCGCGGGGCGGCGGUGCGCUCGCAGCGUCGCUGGGCCACCUGCCGUUUGAGGUGAACGCGGAGGAGAGGGCCGCCAUCCUCUGCCCCUCCAGCCUCGUCGUGCACGGCCGCUCUGGCACGGGCAAGACAACGGUGAUCAUCCACAGGGCUCUGCGUCUGCACCGCCUCUCCUCCACCCCUCCUCUUGCCUCUCCACCUGCCCACGGUGCCACUGGCAUGUGGGGUACUGUCUCGGAGGAUGGCUGGAGCAUGGGGGAGGGUGGUGCGGGCGAUGGCACGGGGGUGCUGCGGCAGGUGGUGGUGACACGCAGCCUGCAGCUGUGUGCGUCCAUUCAAGCCGACAUCACUCACGCGUCCGAGUCGCUCGCUGCACUCGACUCUGCUCACCUUGCCUCGCAGCCCUCUGCGGGCCUCCACAGCAGCACGGAGCAGCAGCAGGAGGCGCCACAGCAGCAGCAGCCAGCCCCACAGGUCCCGCCUCAGCCUACCGGCGGAGGCAGCGCCAGCAAUAGCAGUGCGCAGAGGCAGCACAGGCAUCACAUGCUGCUAAUGCAGGAGGACCUGGAGGCUUCUCUCAUGGGCUCCCUGCCCUCAUGCAUUGCCGCCAUUCCCCCCACCGCGUUCCCCCUCGCCCUCACGCUCUCCAAGCUGCUGCGCUUGCUGGACGCCUCUGUCACCCGCCCCUUCCUCCGGGUUACGCGGCGGCAGCGCGCGAGAGAGGUGGCGAGGCGGCGUGUGGUGGUGGCUAUCGAGAUGAGUGCGCAUGGGGUGAGGGAGGCGUGGGAGCAGGAGGAGGGCGGGAGGGCGUGGGGUGGACACGUGGAGAAGGAGAGAUGGGAGGCGAGGAAUGGUGGGGCACGGGGAUGGGGACGAGGAGCAGGUGAGCACAGCAGGGGUGGGCGAAGGGAAGGGCUCUGGGAUGCAUGGCAGCAGGAAACGGAUGAGGAGGUUACAUUGGGGAAGGAGGAGGAGGAGGAGCAGGAGGAGGAAGUGGAGGUGGACUAUGAGCGGUUCAGGCGGCAGUACUGGCCGCACCUGGACCAGAGGGCGGUGAGGGGCGUGGUGGUGGACGCCGCGUUUGUGUGGCGCGAGAUCACGUCGCACAUCAAGGGCAGCCUGCAGGCGUUGCAGGCGCUGCAGCAGGGCCAGCAGGGCCAGCAGGGCCAGCGGGGCAGCAGCAGCAAGACAGGGCACGUGGUGGUGGGCGAGGAGGAGUACGUGGCUGGCAUGGUGGGCAGCAACGAGCGCACGAGCGCCAUGGGCGAGCGGGACAGGCGCGCCGUGUACCGGCUCUUCCAGGCGUACGAGCGGCGCAAGCGGCAGCGCGGCGAGUACGACAGCGCUGACCUUGUGCUGCACCUGCACCAGGAGAUCCGCCGCAUGCAGCAGCACGGCGAGCCCUGGUGGUCCGUAGACCACGCUCUCCCCGCCCCGCCGUGGGCCAUCCCUGGAAGCACCACCACCACCGGGCUCCACCGCACUCCACCUGCCAGCACACCCAGUGCUCCAUGGUCGGCGUCGUGUAGCGGCCCGUGUGCUCCCGUCUUCCACUGUGUGUCGGUGGACGAGGUGCAGGACCUCACUCAGGCGCAGCUGGCGCUGCUGCCUCUGCUGUGUGGCAAUGUGGCCUCGGGGUUUGUGCUGGCGGGGGACACGGCGCAGAGCAUCGCACAUGGCGUGGACUUCCGCUUUGAGGACCUUGCUCGCGUGGUGUACAGCGAGUUUCUGCAUAAAGGGGAUGAACUCGGCAGGAUCGGUGGAGGGAGGAGCGGCCACGGAGGCAGCAAGGCUGGCCAUGAAAGGAGAACAGGGAGAGAAAAUGCGGAGGCUUGCAGUAGCAGCAGCAGCAGCAGCAGCAACAGUAAAGUGGGAGGGGAGGCGGGCAUGAAGGCGCUGCCGACGUUUCAACUGGUGCGCAACUACCGCACGCACCGCGGCAUCAUCCGCGUAGCCACCACCGUGGUGCGCCUGCUCACGGCCUUCUUCCCCGCCGCCAUCGACCGCCUGCACGCCGAGACCAGCGUCGUGGACGGGGCUGUGCCCGUCAUGGCGUCCGUGCUGCCUGAAUGGAAGAUGCACCUUGCCCGGGGCAUGCCGCUCAGCGCCACACAGGCCAUCAUCGUGCGCAGCAGUGAGGAGAAGCGGCGCCUCUUGGCGCUGUUUGCAGCCAAGCCGGUGGUGCUGACGGUGGAGGAGUGCAAGGGACUCGAGUUCCAGGAUGUGAUUCUCUUCAACUUCUUCGCCUCGCCGCAGUCCACCACCCCAUGGGCCCUCCUCUACACCUACAUGCACGAUGCCGGCCUGCCACUCGCUGCGUUCUCCCACUGCACCUGUGCUGCCACCAGCAGCCGCAGCAUCAAUCAAGGCUGUUCCUGCGGGAAGGGUCAGCAGCAGCUGCUUCAAUUCAAUGAGCUCAAGCACUGCGCGCUGUGUGUGGAGCUGAAGCAGCUGUACGUGGCGGUCACACGCGCCAAGCAGAGGCUCUGGGUGCUGGACGAGGAGGCCACUCCAGGCGACCGCGACGGCCAUGGGGAUAGUGACGGCUGCAGCAGGGCGUGGGGGGUGCGCAGCAGUGCGCCCAUGAGGGACCUGUGGCACGCCCUGGGUGUGGUGGCGGUGCGGGCAGGCAGCGAGGUGAUGCCCGAGUCGGUGAAGCGCGAGCCGGAUGAGGACGACUGGCACUCCCUUGCCUUCACCGUGAGCCUGCUUUUCUGCCCUCUCAAUCUUUUCUGGGCUCUCUCUUGUUUCGCGCGAUUUGGCCUGGCUUACCUAUUGUGCUGCAUCCUUCCAUCACCAACUCACCCACACUCGUUGUCGUUGUGUCUCAACCUUCCGUCUCCCUUCCCCGCCGUGCAGUUCUUCCAGAUGGGUGACUACGAGGCAGCGCAGGCCAGCUAUGAGCGAGCGGGCGACACGGACAGUGCGCGCUUCGCCCAUGCCAUGCUACUCUACAAUACGGCCCUGACCCGCAUGCACCCACACCCACUCGCUGCCAUGCCCUCUCUGCCACCGUCCUCACAAGAACAUACACCUGAGCCGCCGCUGCUGCCAGCUGUGCCGCCCGACCUGUUGGAGCGCAGCCCCCCUGAGUUGCUGCUGGAGGCGGCGCGCACGUUUGAGGAGAUUGGGAGGAACGCUGAGGCAGGCCGUGCAUAUGUGAAGGCGAGGAACUACGUGGAGGCAGUGCGAGUCUAUCUGCAUGCAUGCCGGCCCCCGAAGCACAUGGACGCUGCCCGCUGCUACCAGAAGCUGGGUCAGUUCGCGGAAGCAGCUGAUUGCUACAGUGCAGGCGGCGACAUGCACAGUGCUCUCCUCGUGUGCCUGCGAGCUCGCAUCUUCCCAAAGGGCCUAUCUCUUCUCGACACUUGGCAGCCGCCUGCAUCCACGUCAGCAGCAGCAGUGCACUCGGCGCAGCAGGUGAAGCAGCUGAGAGGAUGGUACGUGGUGGAGUGUGCGCGGUGGCAUGAGAGGCAGAGUGAGUACGACCACAUGCUCUCCUUCAUCCGCCUUCACCACUGCUUGCCCACCAAGCGUGCCUUCCUGGAGGCAGGGCGGCAUCUGAGGCAACUGGCAGCUCUAGAGGACGAGCAGGGCGACAAGAGCCGCGUGCCGGGGCUGCUGCAGACAGCAGGGGCGCUUCUAGAGGCGGCGUGGUACUUGUGGCAGCAGGGCUCGCCCGGGCGCGCACUCGUGUGCUUUGUUCGCCACUUGCACUGCCGCUUGAAUGCCGCCGGGCGCGGGGCGUUGCGCGUGGGGGUGCGGAAACGGGCAGGGGACAGGGGGAGGUAUGGCGGAGGCGGUGAGAUGAGCUGGGAGGAGGUUGAGAUGGCUGGGAGGCUGUGGGCGGUGGAGCGGUGGAGCUUUGCUGAGAGGGACGCAUGUGGGGCGAGUGACCUGGCAUGGGCGAGGGUGGAGAUGAGCGUGCUGCUGCUGCUGAUGGCCCAUGAUAUUGCCAUCGUCACUCACACUGACACUGACACUGACAGUGACGACGCUGCUGCUGCUGCUGUGAGAGGGGAUGAUGGUGAUGCCUGCCAGGCAGCUGUGGGUGCCAGGGUGGGUGGAGAGGGAGCAGCAGUGGGUGGUGAGGCAGCGAGGGUGAGGGAUGUGGAGUGGGAGGCGCGCUUGUCUCGCGCAUGGAUGGCUGUCAGGCAGGGGCAGGCCGUUCCAGCAGAGCUUGUAGGGAAGUGCACGGGCGCGGCUGGUGCAGAGGCAGGGAAUGACGGUGGCGGUAGAGGCGGAGAGGGCGGGCGAGACGGGGCGAGUGGGGGAAUUGCAGUGUGGUGGGCGGCAGUGAAUGUUGGGGAGGAGGAGAGGGAAGAGGCGGAGGAGAUGUGGCAGGGGAGGGACGUGAUGAGGAAGGGGCGAGAGCAGAUGGAGAGGGAGAAACGAGGCGUGACAGGAGGGUUGGGUGUGGAGGAGGUGGGGAGUGAGUGGAAGAGGGCAGAGCAGGUGCGGGCAGAGGUGCUGCUGGCAUCUGCGGGUGUGCAGGUGAGUGUGCGCAUGCUGCAGUGCGCCCAGGACCACCUCUCUUCAUGGCUGGCGCACUUCCACUCCGCCCUGUCCUCCUCCUCCUCCUCCUCCUCCUCCUCCUCCUCCUCCUCCUCCUCCUCCUCCUCCUCCUCCUCCUCCUCCUCCUCGCACCACGUGUGCUCUCCUCAACCUACAACACCAUCCACUGCUGCUACCCCGGCAUCUCCUUCAGCGUCUCCCUCAGCUGCCAGUGCCGCCAGUGCUGCAAGGGUAGUUGCAGCGCCAGCAGAGGAGGCAGCGGCGCGGCAGGUGGGUCAGGAGACGUGCACGCGCCCUCCUCCGCCGCCCAUCGGCCCUCUCCAACAAAAGUUAGCGCUCUGGUUCUACCGCUGGCUGUCCCGCCUCUCCUCCCUGCUGUCUGCUCUGCGCCACCUCCACGCCCUGCCCGCCGCUGGCCCACACCUGCCCCGCCUGCACGCCGCCCUCUCCCUGCUCUCCUGCUCCUUCCACCGCCACGCGCUCACCUCGUGCUGCCAGGUGGACGACGUGUCGCUACCGUGGGUGCCAAGGGGCGAUGUGCAGAGAGUGGCGAGCAGUGGAGCGAGUGGGGAGAUGCAGGGGAGGACGGCUUUGGAGAUGGUGGAGAGUGCGUGGGAGAGGGAGUACGUGAGCAGGUGGAGGGAGGCACAGCAUGUGGCGCGCACCGGAGGUGUCGAUUGCUCUUCUCGCCUGCUCUCUUGUCUGCAACAGGUGUGCUUAU
This is a messenger RNA of Closterium sp. Naga37s-1, 6700 nucleotides long. Lineage: Eukaryota; Viridiplantae; Streptophyta; Zygnematophyceae; Desmidiales; Closteriaceae. The record is from the annotation of a GenBank genome assembly.